AUGAAGACCUCUCUGAUUCUCGCCGCCUCUGGCGCUCUCAUGGCCUCGGCCAGUCCCGUCCUCCAGGACAGACGCCUCCACAUCACCACCAAGGUUGUCGAGGAGUGGGUUACCGUUACCGUUACUGCCGGAGACGUGCCUUUUGCUACCGCGAACGCCUUUCACCAGCACGGCCCCGGCCGCCCGAUGUAUACUGCCCCUGCGCGUCCCCAGAAACCUUCCACGACCGCGGUCCAGCCGACUAGCCAGGCUCCCGCUCCCGUGCCGACCCCUUCUUCCAGCAGCAUUGUCGUCGUUGCCCCGCCCCCUGCUCCGGAGACUACCUCGUCUACCGACAUCAUUGUUCCGGUUAGCUCUAGCACCAAGCAGCCCGAGCCGACUACUGCGCCUGCCGUCGUUGCUGCACCUCCUGCUGCCACCAGCACCAAGCAGCCCGAGCCAACUACUGCGCCUGUCGUCGUUGCUGCACCUCCUGCUGCCACCAGCACCAAGCAGGAACCUGCUACUACCAAGGUCGACUCUCCCGCGGCCCCUAGCGCCAGCGACUAUGCCAGCACGCUUCUCUAUCACCACAAUAUCCACCGCAGCAACCACUCUGCUGGCGCUUUGGAGUGGGGUGACUCCUAUGCCCAGUAUGCUCAGCAGGCUGCGGCUCCCUGCAAGUUCCAACACGACCUGACUCCCGGCGGUGGUGGUUACGGUCAAAACAUUGCCAUGUGGGGCUCUACCAACCAGCAGACCGUCCAAGAUGUUGGCGCUGCCAAAGCCGGUGCUCAGGCCACAACUAACAUGUGGUAUAAUGGGGAGCUUUCCCUUUGGCCUGCCUCCGACUAUGGCAAGGAGAACCCGGACAUGACUAAGUUCGAGGACUGGGGCCAUUUCUCCCAGCUUGUUUGGAAGGAGUCCAAGCAACUUGGCUGCCAUACGCAGUUCUGUCCUCAGGGUACCAUGAGCCAGCAGAUGGACGUCUGGUACACUGUCUGCAACUAUUAUCCUGCCGGCAACAUGGGCGGUGGCUACGGCAAGAACGUUGCGCCUCCUCUCAGCCAGGCUCGCGUUGUUGCUUAA
Messenger RNA from Sordaria macrospora k-hell, 1068 nucleotides. The record is from RefSeq and is a predicted model, not a curated record. Lineage: Eukaryota; Fungi; Ascomycota; Sordariomycetes; Sordariales; Sordariaceae.